This is a messenger RNA of Nematostella vectensis (starlet sea anemone), 1689 nucleotides long. RefSeq lists its product as uncharacterized. The record is from RefSeq and is a predicted model, not a curated record. Lineage: Eukaryota; Metazoa; Cnidaria; Anthozoa; Actiniaria; Edwardsiidae. The transcript is spliced from 2 exons. Bases 59 to 436 code for a protein of 125 amino acids.
UGUGACCAUAAAAUCAGCGAGAACUGGAGACGUUGUCUGUUUUCAAGAGGAAUUAUCAAUGUAUUUGCUUUUAGUAUUAUCAUUGGCAAUCCCAAAUGUCAUAAGCUCGCCGAUCCCAGAAGAGCUGCAAAAACCGCAUUUCCAGGUGGAACACAAGGCCGGUGUACUAGAUAUCAAGGCAACUAAAGAUAAAGCUGACGUGGACGUCACAUCUGAUACGAUCCGAUUGGUCGUAGAGCCGGGUGACAGGCAGAUUCCAGUGGCGGACGUCCCGCCAGAAACUAAAGUGGUCCACGUAGAAGGCUAUCAGAUGCCAAUCAACAUGGCUUGGCGGAAGAGAGAUGGCCUCCCGCUCAGGCUGAAUGAUAAGAUGUAUGAUAUCAAGUCGCCAAGGAUACAUUACAAAAAUCCGGAGAACAAAAUGGGAGAACAUUGAGAGACGGAAGACGGAAUAUAUCUAUAUCUAUAUAUUUUUUUUAGGGGUGGGGGGUGGGGGAGGGAGCAAGCUAGCUAAAGGCGUGGAUGAGAUAAUUUCCUACGGUUUCGUAAGGUUGAAUAAAAGUGUCUACUUGUUCCAAGGGGAGGGAAUGAUGAAGAUAUUUUUCGGCUUUUUUUUUGCAGACCAAUGGAGGGAUAUAGGGGCUUAGUCGUGUUAUCUUUAGCGUGUGCUUUUGAGGGAUUGGAAGGAGACGGUUGGGGAUGAAGGAGGGCCUAACCUUCAUAUUUAUGUUUGUUUCGAGUCGAACAAAAUAACACAGCAGUUAAAGUACGAUGCUUUUAUUUAUCUGUUUGUUAGAGAUUUGGAUAUAGAAAAUAAGAAGAUAAGAUAAGCAAAGCGAGCGCUUAUACAAAUUGUUUAAGUAUAAAACCAACUGAAAAUAUGUUAAGGUUCUGCAACAACUAUUGUCAGACUAACAAAACUAGAUGAAGAGGGUGAAGUUUAUUCUGAUCACAUUCCGGCAUUGACAAAUAUCCAGUAAAAGUAUUCAAUUUUCGACUAUUUCGAAAUGUUUUUUAUCUUCUUAUUUUACAAAAAUACGUUAAAAGAAAACGUCUAAUAUUGACAGGUAUCGCAUAUUUGACACGAGUAGAUACUGCGACCCAUACAUUUCAUGCAACGCUGUGUGAAAAAACACAAAAAAAAGCAAUAAAUAUUUUACAGCGCAACCAGUAAAACCGUGAAAACCACCCAAAGGUACCUUUGGGAGCGCCCGCAAAGUACGCUACGAUGACUCGCGAGAUAUUCAAACAGUCAACUAGAAACAUGUCUUAACAAGUGACAGUAGUAUCUAAAUUCUCGCGUCUGAUUUAUCAGAAGACAAUUAAUAUUCCACGCAUAUUUUACAGUCCCGUAGCCAGGAUUUUGAGCGGGGAGGUUCGUUUACCCAUUUAGCGGACCAUUUUCUGGUCCCCAUUUUCUGGACCUUGUAGUCGAGUGGGAAGUUUUUCCGAACCCACGAACCCUCCUCUGGCUACGGACCUGUAAAUUGUUACGUUCACAGUUUUUCUGGUGUGCUGAUAUAUUAAAAUCGAAAUGAAAUAAAGUUAUGUGAGGUCAGUUUGUAGCAAAGCUCAACAUUAUGAAAAUUCAUCAUUAUGGUCAUAUGGUGAUGACUGUAUCAUAGUGGCUUUAGUAGUGCUUAUUGUGAUGGUGAUGAUGGAAACAAUAAAUGAUUGAUGAUGGUGGUA